AUGGCUUCCUCCAGCGCCGUAGAAGAUGAACAUCUUACAGACUCGGAUUUAACCGAUGAUGAGGAGCGCAGCGUUGAACCGCGUCAGGAGGAACUACGUCCCGAGACUCCAAAGCCAUCCUACAGUGACGAGGAACUACACCAGCUGGUGGGAUAUAUACAACGAAUGAGUGUCCUGAGUGGCCUGGAUCACCGGGAUUGGCACGAGGGAACCCUAGACAUCAUAAGGCGCUGGCUACUGGAGGUGAAUGAGCCUCUGCUGACCGUAUAUUAUGAUCAGGAUGUAUUAUCUGCUUGCUUGGGCAUCCCCGAAACCUUCGUCUCGGAUUUGAGCUACUUUCGACGGGAGCUAAACGAGAUUUUCAGCGUGGAGGGAUUCCAUGAUGAGGUCAACUUUGGCACCCUGACCAGCGAUGUAGAUGGUUGCAUGAUGGAGUUGCUGGAACGCCUCUACGUUCCUUUCUUCCGAAACUAUCGCGAUUGGAAUAGAACGGUACGAAAUCGUUUCUGCUCCAGCUUGGACAGAUUCCUGGCAUUCCUUACGGGAACACAUCAUCAGAUCGAGGGAGUGGCUGUCUUGUAUGUUCCCUAUGUGAUAAAGGAACUGGGCGCAGCACCUGUGGAGAGGCAGCUGGUCAUGAGUCUGGAGGUUGCCUUGUAUUGGACCACACAGAUCCGGACUUUACUGCAGGAUCGAACCCUAAUGGUUCCCCAUGAUCUGGCCACCGUGCGGGAUGAGUUUGAGUUCUGGGAAUAUCGGUAUGAAGUUCUUCAGGGAAUCAAUGACCAAUUGGCCCAGUCGGAUGUGCAAAAGGUAUUAAAGGUUCUCCACAAUGCCCACUCCGUUCACAUGCCCCAAAUGGAUAAGCUAAUUGAGCAGGCUAAACAGGAGUUACUUCAGUCCUUGUCCAACAUUAAGUACCUUCGUCUGCUGAUUGAACCCUGCUCCAAAAUCGAUUUGGCCCCAAGUCCCGAUGACUUGCCCAAGCUUCUACCCAGGAUUAUCCAUCUAAUACGUUUCAUUUGGUUAAAUUCGGAAUACUACAAUACGCCGAAGCUUAUAGCGGGUUUAUUUAGGAAUUUGAGUAACCAGAUAAUAAGAUUUUGCACGGAACAAACCAAAGUUGAGGAGAUACUCGCGGGUAAGUCCCGCUUUGGCAUCAAAAUGUGUAAUAUGGCCAUCGAUAGCUGUCUGGUUUACAAGGGAAUCUACAGCGAAAUGUCCAAGGGUAAUAAUCCUGCCUGGGAGCUGGAUGAGGGCAUCAUUUUCAACCACAUCGAUGCCUUUGUGGAGCGCCUAAAUGAUGUGAUUGAUAUUUGUGAAUCAAUGAUUGUGUUUGGUCGUUUGGAUGAAAGUGGUAGCAUACCCGAGCCCGCUUUUGGUGGCACUUGUGGCGAGGAGAUGGAGAAGAUAUCCGCAAAUGUGGAGCAACAGUUUCUGGCCACUUUGAAGCAACUGCAGGGUAGCUCCCAGGCAUACAUCUUGAAUGUACAUCGCUCGGAUUGGUACGAACAGGUUGCAGAUUUCCGCAGGAGCAAAAAACUGGAGGAAACUGUCCAGCGACUAAUCUUUAAUGCAUUCCAACACGUGUCCAAUGUGGAGGAGACCCUGGAGGCUCUGCAGGCCAUGCUCUUCUACUCCUAUCGCCAAAGAGGCACUCUUAGGAAGACCUAUAUGCGACAGGUGAGCAAAUUGUGGAGGAUGUUCUCCCAGGAAAUGGAUUCCACAUCGAGAAAAUUGCUGGAGGAGCGACGUCAGGAGUCGUGGUUACCCAAGUACGUGUCGAAAGCUCUAAACUAUCGCAUCAAUUUGGAGCGCUUGACCUGGCUAAGGAAUCGUCUUAAGAGCGCCGAGUGGCUGCCACCUGUUAAGGAAUCCGCUCCAGCUUUGGCCAAAUUCGAUUCACUGCGUCAUGAGUUUGACAAGGAAACGCGACAGGCCUACGAGGAUUGGGUGGCCAAGUGCUGUGGUUGGUCUGGCGAUCUCUGCCAGCGUUUGGAUCGUUAUUUGAUUGUUAGAAGUAAGACCUAAGGUCUCCUUGAGUGCAAUAUAGAUAUGUCUGUCCUGGAGCUGGGCGAGCAGGCUCAGCACUUUGAGAGGCUUGGUUUUGCAAUUCCUAAAACCCUGACCAAACUGUAUGAAAGACAUGAGAUAACAAGAUCCCUGUUUAAUCGGGUAAUUCAACUUUGCCUUAGUCACAAUCAGAUUCUGACUCUAUUAACAGAGAGAGAACGAAAGCUAUUUCGACCUUUGAUCCAAGCCUGCGAUCGUCAGCUGGCUCCUGGCAUAUUCAAGAUAACCUAUGGCUCUGAUUUGAGUGAGGACUUCUUCGAGGAUGGUAAUGUUAUAGACAAAUUUCAGGAGAUUGUUUAUAUAUUCAAGCGGGCCAAUCGAGGUGUGGCCAGAAGUUGCGAGAAGAUCUGUGACACCUGUCUGCUUCUUGCCUUUGUUGGUGCUGUGGAUAUAUCCGUGUUCCAGCAGCAGUUGUCCAGCAGGUUGACCUCAUCCGGUGAUGUAUUGAGAAGAUACUACAGCAAUAUAGUGGAGCUUCUGUGUGCCUUCAGUCGGCAGUUUCAGUCGGUGGACGAUGAGAUAUCCCCCGAGUGGAUAGCUUAUGUGAAUGAUCUGGAUGACAUGCUGGCCAGUUCCCUGAUGACCAGUGCUCUUGGCUCCUUAACAAAGCUGUAUGAUGCUCUGCACUGUGAUGAUGAUAUGGCACCAGUUCCUUUAAUAGUUCUCGAAUCGGAUGUUAAAGAUGGUGGCAUUAUCUUCAGUCCCAACAUGGAUGCCAUUGGUGAGAUGAUAAAUGGCAUUAUCGACAGCAUUCGCAGCAUGUUGGAUCAGUUCCCGAGAUUGGGUUAUAAAUUAAAGCUACCCAAGGAGAAGCAGCGUCAGGGAUUUGCUGCUGUUUUCCGCGAGGAUCAGGAGUGCUCGGAAUUAAUGAGAAGCAUUCAGGCGGAGAUCGUGAGGCAGCGUGAGGAAAUGGCUAAAUAUGAGGAGCAUUGGAAACAUCGUAUUCUUUGGGAGACCACCGAGGGGGAAUUCCGGCAACGUCUGAUGUCCAGUUCCCGCACAGCUGCAGUCUUUGAGGGUGGCAUAGAGCACUAUAGUGCUUUGGCGGAUAAUGUGUCCUUCGAGGAUGCCAUCACUAAUGUGUACUUCGUUCUGAUCAAUCAGAAUGCCCUGAAGAGCACCAUUCUGGAUUGGAUCGAAAAGUGGCAGGCAUUGAAUAUUAAAAUGUUGCUGAAUCAAGCCAGCAAAUGGAUGAAAGCCACCUAUUCCUAUAUGCAACGCAACGAGCGGAAUGUAAUGAAGGUUCCUCGCACUCUUCGGGAAACUGCGGGCAAACAAUUGCUGGAAAAACUUUUGAAGGAAGUUCCCCUAUGGCAUGCCGGCUUCACUCCCAUGCUGGAGCUCUUUGUGCUCCUCCACAAAUAUAGGGUUCAGCUGUCGGAGAAGACUCACCAGCAGGUGAUUGGCUUGGAAUCCUUAUGGCUGCAUUACCUCCAAGUCUUGGGCGAAGCUGAUGAAAUGUUGGAUAAUGAGGAGAGUGAAACCCAUGUGGAAUUGGCUAAACAUGCCGAAAAGUUCAAGUUGAUAUUGAAGGAAUUCCUCGAGGACUUUUACUCAAAAUUACCCAUGAAAUAA
Drosophila serrata is the source of this 3648-nucleotide messenger RNA. Its product is annotated as dynein axonemal heavy chain 2. The record is from RefSeq and is a predicted model, not a curated record. Gene Ontology annotation, molecular function: dynein light intermediate chain binding; dynein intermediate chain binding. Gene Ontology annotation, cellular component: axonemal dynein complex. Gene Ontology annotation, biological process: microtubule-based movement. NCBI's taxonomy places the organism in Eukaryota, Metazoa, Arthropoda, Insecta, Diptera, Drosophilidae.